Messenger RNA from Trichosurus vulpecula (common brushtail), 3352 nucleotides. RefSeq names its product solute carrier family 6 member 20 (gene SLC6A20). The record is from RefSeq and is a predicted model, not a curated record. Gene Ontology annotation, cellular component: plasma membrane. Gene Ontology annotation, biological process: sodium ion transmembrane transport. Gene Ontology annotation, molecular function: L-proline transmembrane transporter activity. The transcript is spliced from 11 exons. Bases 32 to 1852 code for a protein of 606 amino acids. NCBI's taxonomy places the organism in Eukaryota, Metazoa, Chordata, Mammalia, Diprotodontia, Phalangeridae.
GGAGCCGCUGCUAAGCGCGCUGGGAGCCGCGAUGGUGGAAAUGGAGAAAGCCCGACCUCAGUGGAGUAACUCCUUAGAGUUUGUGUUCGCCUGCAUUUCCUAUGCAGUGGGACUGGGGAACGUCUGGAGGUUUCCCUACUUAUGUCAAAUGUAUGGAGGGGGUGGGUUCCUGGUCCCUUAUCUCAUCAUGCUCAUUGUGGAAGGGAUGCCCCUUCUUUUUCUGGAGCUGGCAGUGGGGCAGCGUAUGCGGCAGGGGAGUAUCGGGACGUGGAAGACAAUAAGCCCCUAUCUUCAAGGAGUUGGCAUGGCCAGUGUGGUCGUCUCCUUCUUCGUCGCCACGUACUACAAUGUGAUUAACUCCUGGGCCUUUUGGUACCUCUUCCAUUCAUUCCAGGAUCCCUUGCCAUGGUCCAACUGCCCAUUGAAUAGUAACCGCACGGGUUAUGAUGAAGAAUGUGAACAAGCCUCAUCAACUCAGUACUUUUGGUACCGGAAAACCCUCAAUAUCUCACCCUCCAUUCAGGAGAAUGGGAGCAUCCAGUGGGAACAGACUUUGUGUCUCAUCUUAGCAUGGCUGGUGGUAUAUCUGUGCAUUCUGAGAGGCACAGAGUCAACUGGCAAGGUGGUCUAUGUAACUGCAUCCCUCCCUUACUGUGUUCUCAUCAUCUAUUUGGUUCGGGGUCUCACCCUGCAUGGAGCCACCAAUGGCCUUGUGUACAUGUUCACACCCAAGGGAUCAGCUUCUCUUCCACCUUUGACUUUGCAGCUAGAGCAGUUAGCAAACCCCAAAACCUGGAUCAGUGCAGCCACACAGAUCUUCUACUCCCUUGGCCUCGGGUUCGGCAGCCUGAUUGCCUUUGCCAGCUACAAUGAUCCGUCCAACAAUUGCCAGAAGCAUGCCGUCAUUGUGUCCCUGCUUAACAGUUCCACGUCCAUCUUUGCCAGUAUCGUCACGUUCUCCAUCUAUGGCUUCAAGGCCACUUUCAACUACGAGAACUGCAUCAAUAAGGUGAUCUUGCUGCUGACCAACACCUUUGACCUUGAAGAUGGCUUUCUGACCUCAGGAAAUCUGGAGGAGAUGAAAGCUCACCUAGCAUCUGCCUUCCCACAGGAAUACAGUGAAGUGUUCCCACAGAUUAAAAACUGCAGUUUGGAAUCAGAACUAGAUACUGCUGUCCAGGGGACUGGACUGUCAUUUAUUGUCUACACUGAAGCCAUUAAAAACAUGGAGGUGUCCCAGCUGUGGUCAGUGCUAUACUUCAUUAUGCUGCUGACGCUGGGGAUAGGAAGCAUGUUGGGAAACACUGCCGCCAUCCUCACUCCUCUGACAGACAGCAAGUUUAUUUCAAGCCACGUGCCCAAGGAGGUGAUCUCAGGUCUUAUAUGCUUCAUUAGCUGUAUCGUUGGGCUAGUGUUCACCUUGGAAUCAGGAAGCUACUGGUUUGACAUAUUCAACGACUACGCUGCCACCCUCUCCCUGCUGCUCAUUGUGCUGGUGGAAAUAAUUUCUGUUUGUUAUAUUUAUGGCCUAAGAAGAUUUGGAAAUGAUCUUCAAGUCAUGACAGGGUACAAGCUAAACUGGUAUUGGAAAAUUAUGUGGGCUAUUGUAAGUCCCUUGCUUAUCAUCGGCCUGUUUAUUUUUUACAUGACGGACUAUAUCCUCGCAGGAACUCUGCAGUACCAAGCCUGGGAUGCAAAACAGGGCCAUCUGGUAACCAGAGAUUAUCCUGGUCAAGCCUUGACAGUGAUUGGCCUUCUUGUGGCCUCUUCCCUCAUGUUCAUCCCCCUGGCGGCUUUGGGAACCUUCAUCAUGAACAGAUGGAAAAGAGAAAACACAUCUGCUAUGGUGUGAGCAGCAGGAUUCCCGAAGAUGUCUUUUUGGAGCAUUUGAAAGAACUGUGUACUCAGACGUCCGUUUUGUGUAGUUCACAUUUAUAGAUUUACUUUCUUUGGAUGCCUUUUUAUUUUUAUUUUUUAACAUGCCAGUAGUACUCUGGAGAAAGUCUCUCAGCUUUCAGGGCUUUUAAGGAGGAAAUAAGACCAUAUGGCCAAAGGACAACCAUUCAAGAAACCCCACAAACUACUCAUGACUUCCUCUCAUUUGUCCUUUCCAGGAAGGUUACUUAGGACUAAUUUGUUAGCAAAAGCACCUAAAGGAAAACAGGCUCUGUGAAGAGAUUUGAAAGUGACUUCCUUAUCAUUUGUGGGAACGUAUAGUCAGUAUCCUCUGUUUAUAUGGGAUCUGGUUGAAUUCAAGUUUUCAUUUUUCUCCUCCGGGGAAAAAGGCACAGCCCUAGGGAAAGUAUGUUAAGGGAACCCAGGCUCUUUGAUCAAGUUAGCAUAUUUAAGAAUAGUCAAGAGAAGUACAGAUGUCCUAGGUACAAAAUCUUUUAGAAUAUAAACAAAUAGGCAGUGUCCAUUCUGUAAUAGAGCAUUCAUUUCUUUUGGAGAUUUAAGAUGAAGUAUGAAACUAUUUCAGUGGUACAAGUAAGUGCCAGGUAAAGAAAUUCAACCUACCAGCAUUGCCAGGCUGGCACCUCUGCAGUUUGUAAGUUUUAGAGAUCUAGAGCAGUAAGAGGUUCGGGUUACACAGCCAAUAUUUGUCAAAGGUGGAAUUCGGACCUAGGUCUUCAUGACUCUGAGUCUGGUUCUCUUUUUUAUGCCAUGGAUGACUUUUUGAGGAUUUGUCCUUCUGAAUUUACCAACAUGGUGUCAACAGCAAGGUCAGCUGGAACACAAAGCAAGAAGGUAUCCAUCUGGGUGGCCACUGGGAGCAUCUUCUUUUCAUUAAAUCCACAGCUUUUUUCUUUUUUUUUUUUGGAGAAGUGGGAGGAUUCUCUGGUCCCUUCCUGGACAGAGUACUCCCCCAUCUCUAACAAGUCUGACUCUGCAAGCUGUCCCUAACUACUUGGGAGGGUCUGCCGUAGAACCCAAGGCUGAUCCCAUAUCAUGAUGAGGCAUCAGAGAAAGUUGUUAGUCAUUUGGCAUAAAGCAUUCUCUAAUACAAAUAAAUAAGACAGCCAUGUGGCCUGACAUAACGUAAUACAAACCAAUUAUUGACCAGUAUUUAUUAAACACCUACUAACAUUCUUAUCAUUAUCAUUUCUGCUCCAUUUUUAUUGUGAUGAACUAGGAAAUGAUCAUAGAAUUAGGAUUGUAGAAUUUAGAAAGGGUUUCUGUGGGUAGAUUUUGUUAAGGACAUUGAAACUUUGGGAGAGACCAAAGUCCACACGACAACUUUUUGAGAAACUUACUCAACAUUCAUCCAACACAUACUUGCUGAGGACCUAAUACGUGCAUAGGUAGUAAGGAGUAUCCAAAUAUGAAUAAGCUAUGAUGCUUGUCCUCAAGG